CAGCCCGCGGCCAUACUGCGGGUUGUAUGAUAUACAGAGUAUGUCGAUGCAGAUCUACCGGCAUUGCUAAGGGUCUGGGAUUGAGCAUCGAGUGGGGUGUGGAGUGAAGCAGCGGCACCAUAUUGCCUCUUGUGACGAAAAAAAAUCACGAGAGGCAAAAUGGUGCUGCUGACAUGGCUGAUCGCUCCACUCCACCUGGCAUGUCAACUUCCCCAUACAUAUCCCGACACGCACUCUCCUGUGCAACCGUUCAGGAACUUGCGGUUCCCAAUCCGCUAUAUUGGGAUCUGCCUCGUCAUGCGCCGGUAGAAUAGAGUGCGGGGGCACAUGAAGGGAAGCGUCUUUUUUUCUAUCUAGAAUCUCGGGCCUUCUCUGUCUGUCUCGGGGGCACGUCAUAAUAUAAGUUGCCGCCAUCCCCAUUCUUGUCGUCUUAAUUCUUCAUUCCCCUCUCCUCAUCACCGGGCACAACAGCAACAGACAAUGCGUUCCAACUCCCUCCUACCCCUCGGGCUCGCCCCCGCCAACGCCCUCGGCGCCAUCCUGUACGCCACCCACUACAGCGGCACGCUCUCGGUGCUUUCCCUGUCUGGCAGCUCUCUGACCGUCGUAUCGAGCGAGAAGAACUGCGGCCCUUCCCCUAGCUGGGUCACUUUCGAUUCGGUGAACCAGGUCCUCUACUGCGUCAACGAGCUGAACUCAGGCGGCUCGGUCAACGCCUUCAACGCAGAUGCGGAAGGCGCACUGACGGCCAUCGCAAGCGCGAAGCUUCUCGGGAACCCGGUGCAUAGCGCCCUCUAUGGAGGCGAGGAUGGGAUUUCCUUCCAGGCAUUUGCGCAUUACUCAGGCUCCCUAAUCUCAACCAUUGCCCUCCCCAUUACCAACGACUCCAAAACCCUCCAAACAUUCUCCUACACCAUGGACGGUCCCGGCCCCGACCCCAGCCGCCAAGAAGCUCCGCACCCGCACAUGGCGGCGGUUGACCCCACUGGCGGAUUCAUCAUCGUUCCUGACCUGGGGGCGGAUAUCCUGCGCGUCUACUCCGUUGAUAAGCCCACCGGCUUCCUCACGUCUUGCGCCAACGUCACCGCGGCCCCUGGUAGCGGGCCGAGACAUGCUGCGUUCUGGGAAGGCGCAGGCGGGACCAUGAUGUACCUGGCAAAUGAACUGGGCAAUGACGUGACCGUAUACUCGGUCGCGUACCCGACGAAAGAGGGGCAGUGUCUGAGUCUAUUUUCGAUCCAGACGGAUACGCCUUAUCCGGCUGAUCAGGCUGUGAAGAACGGCCAGAAGAUUGGGGAAGUUCGCGUGUCGGGCAACUACGUUACUGUCUCCAACCGCGCCGAUCAAUCCUUUGGUACCAACAACGACUCCAUCGCUGUCUUCCCCAUCGACGCCUCUGGCGCGAUCUCCACACCGGUCAUGUCCCCGACCUACGGCUCUUAUCCGCGCACCAUGCAGAUUAACGCAGCGGGUGACCUCGUCGCGAUCGGGAACCAGAACUCCGGCACGGUGGUCGUGGUGAGCAGGAAUCCCGCGACGGGCGCGUUAGGCAAUGAAGUUGCGAGCGUGAGUGUCGGACCGCAGGGUUUUAAUGGAAAUGGCGGGUUGAGUAGCGUAGUAUGGGCAGAGUAGGAUACAACGUAUAAUACAUACAUAUAGCUAUAUAUUUACUACAUAUUCCUCUACUCCUAACAGC
Molecule: messenger RNA, 1696 nt
Organism: Pseudogymnoascus verrucosus
Lineage: Eukaryota; Fungi; Ascomycota; Leotiomycetes; Thelebolales; Thelebolaceae
Exons: 3
Coding region: 481-1632 (383 amino acids)
Molecular function (GO): 6-phosphogluconolactonase activity; protein binding
Source: RefSeq, a predicted model, not a curated record